UAUAAAUUAAUGUUGUAUAAUAUUAUGUUAUAUCAUAAGGAGUAAUAUGCUAGAUUACAAGAGUUAGAAAUAUUUAAUAUCUUCAACUUUGUGCAUCCACUGAUCUUCAACUAUAAAUGAAAGGCGCGCAAAAGUGAGCAAAUUAUAAGCGUCUUCAAGAGAAUAACACUUAAUUUGAAGCAAUGGCUCCAACAAUACUACAAGUUGCACAAGGCCUAUCUCUAAUGGCCUCUCUCCUCCUCCUCCCUCUUUUCUAUUUCCUUGUUAUCACCAAAAGAACUUCAUCUCACAAAACCAAGCUCCCCCCUUCCCCUCCGAAGCUUCCUCUCAUAGGAAACCUCCACCAACUCGGUUCGCUCCCUCAUCGUUCUCUCGCCUCUCUCUCGAAGAAGUAUGGCCCCCUCAUGCUUCUCCGAAUUGGCGAAAUCCCUACGCUUGUCGUCUCCUCAGCCGACAUGGCGCGCGAGAUCAUGAAGACCCAUGACCUGUGUUUUGCGAGCCGACCUGCAACGAAGAUCACGGAGAUCCUCCUCUACAACAACAGGAACUUGGCUUCCUCGCCUUACGGUGAGUAUUGGAGGAAUGUGAGAAAGCUCUGCACCAUUCACCUCCUAAGUGCGAAAAGAGUGCAGUCUUAUCAUCUCAUGAGGGAGGAGGAAGUCGCGUUCAUGAUAGAAAAGAUAAGACAGCAUUGUUCUUCACCUACAACAAUAGAUAUGAGCGAAGUUCUAUACUCUUUCGCAAAUGAUAUGAUAUGUAGGGUGGUUUCGGGUAAGCUCUUUAGAAGAGGGCGACGAAACGAACUCUUCCAUGAGCUUCUUGAGGAGAAUUCUUAUCUUGCAAGGGCAUUUAAUAUAGAGGACUACUUCCCUUGCUUAGCGUGGUUGGGUGUGUUCUUCGGGUUGAGUUCGAGGGCGAAAAGGAACUUCAAGAGAUGGGAUGAUUUACUUGAUGAGGUGAUUGAGGAGCAUGAGAAUGGGAACGAUGAUGGGGAAGAGGACUUCGUCGAUGUGCUGCUCUCUCUUCAGAAAGGUUCAAAUUUGGAUUUCGAGUUGGAGAAAGAUCACAUAAAAGCAAUUUUGGUGGAUAUGUUUGGUGCAGGAACGGAGACAACCUUUAUAACCCUAGAAUGGGCCAUGGCGGAGAUUGUUCGGAACUGCGAAGUAAUGAAAAAGCUACAAGAUGAGGUGAGAGGGAUUGUCGGCGAAAAUCGAAUGGUUGGAGAGUAUGAGUUGAACGCGAUGACCUACUUGAAGGCCGUGGUUAAAGAAACCUUGCGGUUGCACCCUCCAGCUACACUAUUAGUUCCGAGAGAAUCACUCGAUGAUUGCUACAUAAAAGACUAUUUUGUUCCAAAGAAAACUCAAGUGUUCGUCAACGGAUGGGCUAUCAAUAGGGACCCCGAAUUUUGGGAGGAACCAGAUGAGUUCCGUCCCGAGAGGUUUAUCGAUAGCUCGGUGGAUUUCAAAGGUCACGAUUUCCAGUUCAUUCCCUUCGGGGCAGGUCGAAGGAUAUGUCCCGGAAUGCAAUUUGCCGUGUUGGAUGUCGAGCUCGCGUUGGCUAAUCUUGUUCAUCGGUUCGAGUGGGAGUUGCCUCUUGGAUUGAGAAGAGAGGAAUUGGAUAUGAGUGAGAAACCUGGAUUUUUGACUCCUCGGGCCGAAAAACUUCACUUAGUUGCAAAACCUUGUUUGCCGUAGAAAGUUGUUGUUAUCCAAAUUAAAUGAUGGUACCAUUCUCUCUGGAAUGAGCUUGUUGUAGUAUGUUGCUUGGAAUGUAUGUAAAAUCUUCGUAUUGGCGAAUAAAAUUAAAAAUUAAUUUGAA
Molecule: messenger RNA, 1821 nt
Organism: Ananas comosus (pineapple)
Lineage: Eukaryota; Viridiplantae; Streptophyta; Magnoliopsida; Poales; Bromeliaceae
Product: cytochrome P450 71A1-like
Exons: 2
Coding region: 183-1697 (504 amino acids)
Molecular function (GO): oxidoreductase activity, acting on paired donors, with incorporation or reduction of molecular oxygen; monooxygenase activity; iron ion binding
Source: RefSeq, a predicted model, not a curated record